GGAUUUUUUCGUCUCUCUCUCUGCCACUGAUUGGCUGCCUGCUGUGGACUGAGGGUGGAGUGGACGCGUGCGUAAAGGUGCGCGUAAACGUGGAGCUGCAUGCUCGCCCACACUCGAUGCCCUCACUCCUCCUCAGUCUCGCUUGGUCAGUGGAGCUGAACGGGAUGUGAGGGCUCACACUGCAGAUUUACACUCAGUCACCGUCACAGGAGAUUCACGCAGUUUGGAGACAUGAGCGUGUGAAGUGAAUGGGACCAGGAAAAGUCUUUGUCUGUGGUCCCCUGCUGUGUUUUUAGGAGCACAGUGUGUCACAGUUUGGAUGGAUGAUAGAGACAUGGCUCCAGAGGAGGGGCACUCUUCAGCCCCCUGGACGGAGGAGCGCUGCGAGGAGCUGUGGGAGCGCGUGGAAGGAGUGCGACACAAGCUCACGCGCAUCCUGAACCCGGCUAAAGUCACCCCGUACCUGCGGCAGUGCAAGGUCAUCGACGAGCAGGAUGAGGACGAGGUGCUCAACUCCACGCAGUACCCCCUGCGCAUCAGCAAGGCCGGUCGUCUCCUGGACAUUCUCCGUGGUCAGGGCCAGCGAGGUAUUCAGGCCUUCAUGGAGUCGCUUGAGUUUUACCAUCCGGAGCAGUACACGCAGCUGACCGGGCAGCAGCCCACACAUCGAUGCUCCCUCAUACUGGACGAGGAAGGUCCGGAGGGUUUGACCCAGUUUCUGCUCCUGGAAGUUCGUAAACUGAGGGAUCAGCUUCGAAACAGCCGCAUGUGUGAGCGGCGCCUGUCCCAGCGCUGCCGGAUGGCGGAGGACGAGCGCGUCCGCUCUGAACGCAAAGCGCAGGAGUUACGUUACGACAAACUGCGACUAGAGAGGCUGCGUCAGGACUGGGAGUCGGCCACCCGAGAGCUGGGAAAGCUGAAGGACAGACACCUGGAGCAGGCUGUGAAAUACUCCAGGGCCUUAGAGGAGCAAGGCAAGGCCUCCAUCCGAGAGAGGGAGCUGCUGAGGCAGGUAGAGGAGCUAAAGUCCAGGCUGACAGAGGCAGAGAACCGAACCCUCGGAGCAGUGGAGAACGCUGCGCCAGUCAAAAGAAACAGUUUGCUCUCAAAUGGAGCCCAUGUUUCUCUGCCUGUUUUACCAGAGAAGUCACUGCACCGAGCCGAGUGCUCAGAAACUCAGAAGAGGGUCCCUGCCACCGGAGUCAUCGCUUUGAUGGAUAUCCUGAAACAGGACCGCAGGGAGGCCUCAGAGCAGAGGCAGGAGCUCUGUGAUAUCAUCACUAAACUCCAGGGAGAGGUGCAGAGCUCCGAGGAGUACAGGGACAAGCUGGAGUCGCAGUGUGAGCAGCUACAGCUGAAAUUGAGGACUCUCCAGCUGGACUGGGAGACUGAGCAGAAGAGGAGCGUAUCCUAUUUCAACCAGAUCAUGGAACUGGAGAAGGAGAGAGACCAGGCUUUGCGUAGCCGUGACAGCCUGCAGCUGGAGUACACCGACUGUCUUCUGGACAAGAACCGCCUGCGUAAACGCAUUGCGGAGAUUCAGGCCAACCUGGAGCAGCAGCAGGGGGAGCUGGAGCGAGAGAGGGAGAGGAGCCAUGAGCAAAUGCAGCAGAGCAACCACUGUCUGCACUGUUCCAACCUGUCUCUGUGCAGUGAGGACCAGUGCUAUGGCCCCUGCUGCUCCCUCGGCCUGGAUCUGUGCCCCCGGAUCAACAGCACCCACCUGCUGCUACGAAAGACGCCAUCUAGAGGACAGACCAAUGAAAACUCAGAGGAUUCCAAUUCAGAGGAGAACGUCCUGUCAUCAACAGAAGAUAAUGAAAAAGAAAUAAACCGUCUCUCCACAUUCCCCUUCCCUCCUUGUAUGAACUCCAUCAACCGACGAGUCAACACAGAGUUUGACUUGGACUCAUGGGGCAGUGAUGAGAAUGAGAAUAUUACAGGUGAGCAGACUGAACUUUCUCUGUGGGAUUCCAGCAACUCGCUUCACUCUCAUCUCUUCCCCCCUGACCUGGUCAACCUGCCGUCCGUCUCCUCACGCCAACCCGGUCUCACCGUUCCCAGGAUACCCCCUCGCUCGCCAUCUUCAAGUCCCCCCACCCCGCGGAAUCACGGGAGGGCCAGUCUGGCUGAUGGCAUCACGAUAGUUGGAGGAAACCAGACGGGGAUUUUUGUGAGCCACGUGAGAGCCGGUUCCCCAGCUGAGCAGUGUGGACUGAAGGAGGGCAGUGAGCUGCUGGAGCUGGAGCGGGUUCUGUUCGGAGGGGGCAGCGUCCAGCUCAGCCAGUGCACUGCUGAGGUCGCCCACUUCUCCCUGCAGUGGUGGACUGAGGCCUCGACACUCAAACACCAGAGCAACCCAGAGGCGUACUCCAAGCUGUGCUCCCAGCUCCAGUCGUCAACGUUUAUGGGUGCCGACUCUUUCUACGUGCGUGUCAAUCUUAAUAUUGAGCCUCACGGUGACCCACCUUCUCUGAGCGUGUCCUGUGAUGACAUCAUACACGUCACAGACACGAGGCACAAUGGGAAAUACCAUUGGAGCUGUUCGAUCGUGGACCCACGCACUGCCAAGCCCCUGCAGGCAGGAACCAUGCCCAACUAUAACAGGGCACAACAGCUGUUGCUUGUGAGGCUCCGGAAAAUGGCCCUGGAGCAAAAGGAUUUCAAGAAGAAGGUGUUCUCGAAGAAACGGUCUGGUCGUGUACGAUUGGUCAAAGCAGUGGACCCCAGCUGUCGUGGGAUUGGUUCCUCAAAGCAGGUCUUCUACACACUCAGCAAACGUCACGACGAGCACUUGAUCCCUUACAGUUUAGUGCAGCCGGUGCAGGUUCAGACCAAGAGGCCGGUCAUAUUCUCCCCCUCUCUGCUCUCUCGUGGUCUCAUAGAGCGUCUGCUGCAGCCAGCGGCGUCUGGUCUGAGCUUCAACACCUGUCCGCCAGAGCCCAUCCAGGCGUCAGAGAGACGAGACAAGAGCGUGUUCCUGUUGGAUUCCUGCAGUCCAGAACAGGUUCUGGGCGUACGGCUGAAGUCAAUACAGGAUGUUAUUAGUCAGGACAAGCACUGUCUGUUGGAGCUGGGGCUGACCAGUGUUGAAGGCUUACUUAGACAUGGGAUUUACCCAAUUGUCAUCCACAUCCGCCCCAAGAAUAAAAAAAACAAGAAGCUGAGGAAGUUUUUUCCACGGUGUGGGGAGGACAACGUGAUGGAGGAGGUGUGCCAGGCCGAGGAGCUGCAGCUGGAGAUGCUGCCGCUGCUCUUCUACACCCUGGAGCCCAGCACCUGGAGCUGCACCGAUGAGCUGCUGGCAGCCAUAUGCAAGGCCAUCGAUAGCCAGCAGAAAGCAGUAGCAUGGGUGGAACUGGACAGGCUGCAGUAGAGGAGAGACUGUGUGCUGAUAUUCAAAGUGCAAACUAGACUCUCCUGUCUUUGAAUAAACAAUCUGGCUGCAAACCACAGACAAGUCUCUGGAGAGGAUUAAUAUUCGUGAUUAAUAUUUGGUGUUAGAUCUCUUUAAUAAUAUGAGUGAAAUAACAUUGGACUGACCAAUGUGCAUGUUUACAAACAGAUAUUUCAUAUUUCACACCUAUUUAGCCAGCUGGACUGUCUACAAUUGUCUAAAAGUUACAAAAAUAAAAUUGUCUCUCUGCACAGAUGUAUCCGCAAUUAGUUGUUUUUAAUUAGCAUGAAUUAUGCAUUGUUUCUUUUUCCCCACUCAAGCUUAAUAUAUGUGAAUAUAUAACCGACAUGCACUUUCAAAAUUAGAUUUGAGGAUCACACAAGGUGAAGACAGUGAAGCUGUGAGGACCCAGAGAGGAUGAAGGCUCAUGUGAAGGAGAUUGUUGUUUGUUGGAGGAACAGCCUGUCCACACUUUGUAUUUUGAGUAUAAACUGUCCUUUUUUUGCUGAUAUAAUCUUUAGGACAUAAAUCAGUAACUCAGAUCAUGGAAAAGUAUACGGAUGAUGUAAGUGUAGUUAUAUGAAUACAUUUUUAUAAGGAAAAACUUGUAAGACUGCAGGUCAGCCAGUUCCCUGUUUUUAUUUACACUACAACUGAAGCUUUAAUUUUUUAAUUCACUGUGACCAAAUUAGUUUAUGUUGUAACUGACAUUGUU
Molecule: messenger RNA, 4112 nt
Organism: Paralichthys olivaceus (Japanese flounder)
Lineage: Eukaryota; Metazoa; Chordata; Actinopteri; Pleuronectiformes; Paralichthyidae
Product: caspase recruitment domain-containing protein 10
Biological process (GO): regulation of apoptotic process
Cellular component (GO): cytoplasm
Molecular function (GO): CARD domain binding
Source: RefSeq, a predicted model, not a curated record